Molecule: messenger RNA, 1768 nt
Organism: Bursaphelenchus xylophilus (pine wood nematode)
Lineage: Eukaryota; Metazoa; Nematoda; Chromadorea; Rhabditida; Aphelenchoididae
Source: the annotation of a GenBank genome assembly
AUGGGGAAGCACAACGAUGAUGCUGCUGCAGUUAUGGUCAAGACAAGACACUUUAAGACGAAACGAGAUCAGGUCAGAUUGGGGGAUUACGUUUAUGCCCACGUAGUGAUUGCCGGCCAAGAAUUGGAGCUGCCCGCGGAAGUUCUUGAUGUUCGGCAACAACGUAAGGAUUUUACUUUUCUUUCGUUUGUCGUUUAGGUUUCCGAAGUACUUGGAUUGAAGUCGUUGAUGACUAAAACGUGUUUUGUUUUAGUUUGUGAUGAUGGUACAAGACAAACUUCUUUAUAUGUGCACUAUGAGAAUCGAGAUCGGCGGCUGGAUGAGUGGAUAAUGUUAGAUCGAGUCUUGGACAAGAGUCCCGUCACAGCAAAGACAAUUACGAGACGACGAGAGAUCGAGCAGCCUUUAACAAGAAGUCAGAGGAGAAUUCAAGAAGAAUUCUCGCAUAUCCCCAAAAGUAUUAAUGACCUCGAUGCAACAACUGCCAAAUUGGAGAAACAGCAUGAAGAGGUAGUAGCAGAAUUACUUCUUGUUCUAUUUUUAGAGUAAUUUACUCAUUGUUUUCUUUUAGCGAACAAAGAUCAAGAAUGUUCAACGUGUCGUAAUAGGCAGUUGGGAAGCGGAUGUUUGGUAUUAUUCUCCUUAUCCAACCGCAGUUGUUGACGGUUUUGUGGAAACCUUGUAUAUCUGCGAGUUCUGUCUGUUUUAUUAUACAGAUUAUCAGAAAUACAGCAAACAUAUAGUAAGUUAUCUUUACAUAUAUUGUUUUAGAUAGAUAAUUAUCAUAUUAUCCAUUGUUUUCAGACAACAGGAUGCGUGAGAAGGCAACCUCCAGGUCAGGUGAUCUACAGACACAAUAACCUUGAAGUCUACGAGGUCUUUGGAAAUGUUUACAAGGUAAGAUUGUUUUAUUUGUAGUAUUAUUUCGUUUAGUUAUAUUGUCAAUGCCUUUGCCUGUUGUCGAAGCUCUUCCUCGACCAUAAAACGCUCUAUUACGAAGUGGAGAACUUCCGUUUCUAUGUGUUAUGUGAGGUGGAUGAUCAAGGAGCUCAUCUUGUUGGCCAUUUCUCCAAAGAAUACGGGACCAAUAACAACCUCGCUUGCAUUAUGGUGCUCCCAUGUCAUCAACGAAAAGGCUACGGAAAGCUGUUGAUUCAGUUGAGUUAUGCUCUCUCGACUCUGGAGAAUCGAAUUGGGACUCCGGAGAAACCAUUGUCAGAUCUGGGGAAGGUUAGCUACCGAAGUUAUUGGUGGUGGAUUUUAAUGAAUGCCAUAGAAGAAAACGGAUGGGUGAAUGGAUGUUUGGUUAGCGAGUUGAGCAGCAAAACUCAUGUACAUCCCGACGAUAUCAUUAGCACGUUAUCAGCACUUCAGAUGAUCAAACUCUCUCAAGGUGAGCAUGGAUAAUAUAACUUGUCCUUCGAUUUUAAAGUAUUUUUAUUAUGAUUUAAAUUUUUAUGAAAGAGGAGACAAUUUCCUUCCCAUUUCAGCCAAUUACGGAGAUGAUAUUGUCCUCUGCUCCCCACAAAUCCUGAAUCAUUGCAAAAAACUUCCAUUUUGUAAGGCCCCAAAACUCGAGAUCCAAAAACAGAACCUCCGAUGGUCAACAAAUGAAGAGCUAGUGCCUGUUCUCAAAGAAAAGGAAGUCCUGAAACAUUUCGAAAAGCAUUCACCAUCAUUAACACCCUCCGGAGAUGCGGAAAUGACCCCAACUCCGGAACAAAAAGAGCCCGAAAAGAUAAAAAAGAAGUUGGUGAAAAAGAUUUGA